Molecule: messenger RNA, 2612 nt
Organism: Amaranthus tricolor (Joseph's coat)
Lineage: Eukaryota; Viridiplantae; Streptophyta; Magnoliopsida; Caryophyllales; Amaranthaceae
Exons: 2
Coding region: 432-2327 (631 amino acids)
Source: RefSeq, a predicted model, not a curated record
UAAAAUAGAUAUGCUAAAUAUUUUAUAACGAAUAUCUCACAUACUUCUAUUUCAUUCGACUUAACAAUUAACAAAAAUUGAUACUAUAUAAAUCGUAUCAUAAAUGUUAAACACGUCGAGUGAAACGACCAAGAUUUCACCCUAACAAUUCACUUGCCAAAGCGAGAAAUUUUGACUCUUGGCUUGUUUUCUUGACUUGAGUCUUCCAUUUUCUUCUAAUGUCCAAUUCUCAAUUUACUGCUGUCUGCAGUUAGUCACAGAUUCAAUCAUUCAACACACCAGAUUUUUAUCUACUACUUUCUAUUUCUAGAGUUCAAUGUUCAUACACUUCGGGACAAAUGCAAGUCUUGAUUCACUCCAACUUCUAAGCAAGUAAAUCUGGGGAUUUCUUGUUGUGUUUUCUGAUUGGAAGUUUGUGGUCUGAAGUUCACAUGGAUUUGCAUUUGAAAAAAUUGUUUGGUAGAUUCCAUGAGCAAUUUGGAUGUGGACCAGGACUUGGUCCUGCAUCUUCAACUUGUUUGUUUAAUGUGGAGGGUGUAGAUGCUGCCUUCAUCAAGGCAUUAUAUGGAGCUGCUGCAGCUCUAUAUAGGACUGAUCCAUGGAAGAGAUUGCGCCCAGGACACUUCUUUGGUGUCCGGGUGGGCAGAGAAUUGGAAUGGUCUGGAAGGAAGCAGCUGUUUCCAUGUGUCCAAACCAUUGGUGGGGAUGGUGGGGAUGUGGCAUUUUAUUUGUUUCGAUCUGUUGAUGAUGCUCGGAAUGCAACCAAGCCAAGAGAGACGGUUCCUGUACCGAACACUGAGGUUAUGAGGGUGACAUUUGAGCUAGAAAAUUUGAUGUUUCCUUCUCAUAGAAAAAUGGUCAAAUUUUUGGCCUUAGAAGUUUCUGGAACUGAGUGCUAUCCGAUUUUCGAUGUUAUCUGUUGCACUUCGAGUGGUGAGCUUAAAUAUAGGAAUCCGACGUAUGAAGAACUUAGGUUUACAUAUGCUGCCAUGAAGGGUAUAGCAUUAGUUCACCCUUUGCUCCAAGAUGUGCCAGCUACUUCAUCUCCGACACAAUUGAUGUGUUUCGAGCCACUCAUCGAGACGGUGGAUGUUCAAUGGCCAGCGGUAAUGGCUAAGAGCAAUGACAUUGUGGCGGUUACCAUUUCACACCCACCUGGUCAAGCAUAUGAAGAAAAAACCAUAUCAUCAGCCAAUUCAACUCCCACCAAGUAUUCAGAAGCAGCUAGAGAAGAUAGUUUUGGUGACGUUAAAAUGUAUUCAAAUGCUUCUUUAAGGCGAUGUGCUAUGUGUGAUCGAGAAUUUCACAUGGAUCAGUCCUUUCCUUGCAGUAAGUGUCGUGCCAUAGUUUACUGCAGCCUGAAUUGCCAAAAGCAGCAUUGGAAGGAAUCUCACAAGAGCAUAUGUGGUUUGUACAAAGCCAUGAUGGAGAGAGAAGAGGAGCUUGCGAUAAAUAUAUUUUCGUUUCCUUCAUCGGCUGAUCAUCCUUGCAAGUGGCUUGAGUCUCUUGACCUCCAUCAUAAAGGAAUGUGGAGAAGGAAGUGUGGCUGCUAUUCUAAUAGGCCCUUUGGUCUUCUUCCUGUCAAAGCUGGUCUUUCGGAAUCUUGGGGUGGACUUGAUGAUGAUGAAUACCCACAAGAUUCUCCAUUUUCGAGUCAUCUGACUGAUGGGAUCUCAAGUCCUAUCCUUCUUUCUGGCUGGUCGGAGUACUACAACCUGAGAUCAUUGCCACUGUCUAGCCCUGUUGCGGAUAUUCUUUCGCACCCAUUAACAGUAUAUUACAUACUAACGGCAUUGAGCAUCACUUCAAAGAAUCGUUUGCUAAAAGGAAAAGAGGUCAUUGUUCAUUAUUUGGGUCCUGAAGGAGAGUUAGACUGGAUAACUGCUUUUGCUGAAAUGGGUCACCUGCUUAAUGGUAUUGGCAACAUACAGAUUGUCAUGGUGGGGCCAGAGGUUCCUACAAAUUUAUCCGGAACCACUUCAGGAAUUGGGAGCAGAGUGAGGAUAAAUCUCGCUAGGGGUAUCUAUCAAGAAGAAGCCACCUACUUGCCUUCUCCUCACGUUAUUGUCGCUUUGAACUGUGGAUUAGAGAACAAUUCCAGUUGGGGCGGAGCUCUGGAGCUAAUCAAGUCGAUGGGUAUCCCUGCAUUUUUCACUGAUCAGUCGGAGGUUUCAUGCACAAAUGCUAAGCAAGUUCUUCGUUCUGCUGGCCUGCAUAUCACUCAUCCUGUCACUCCCAAUCCUUUUCGUUCUCCUGUGCGGAACUAUGGGCCUUCAACAAAUAUGCCUUCUUACAGUAAUUGUUUCUUGCUUGGAGUGAAUACAUGAUCACCAAUCAUGUGAAUUGGAUCGGCAUAUUCAGUAUAUGACGGAGAAAUCUAUCUUGAAGAUUUAAGCUUAUAGGUAUCUGCUCAACAAACUAAAGUCUUUUGCACAUGUAAUGGAACUUGAUUUUGAAAUCAUUGUUUUUAUGCUGUGAUUUUACAACUGUAUAUUGAGUGUUAAAUCUUGUAGUUUAUCCCAUAGGCUCAGUACUCUAUAUGAUUUCACUUUAUCAAUUCAUUAGGCAGAUUACCGAUUGAUUUACUGCAUGCAAGGUGUGGAUUACCAAGU